AGUACUUUACAGAGAGGUCUGAAGCUAGACUGAAAAAACAAGAUCCUCUUCGUCAAGAAAUAUACAGCAGAAAGUUAACCCAUCACGGAAGUCAUGGCUAAGGGCGCAAUAACAAAAAAGAGAAAGGCUCCCUCGAUUCACUCGCGGGUUGCAAGACGUGCUACGUCCCCAAGUAUCGAUACGGACAAGUCGCUGAAGAAUAUCCAGCCUCCUGCCGAAUCAGUAGACUAUCGCCCUUCUGUGCUUGCCAUACACCAGGGAGCGGGAGUUUCGAAAAAGGCCAAAAAGGGUAGAAAUAUGAGCUCUAAAGCAAGGAGGAGGCACGAGAAAGAACAGGAUCGCGCUGCAAAUAUUAUGGAGAGGACGGAAAAGAAGAUUGCCAAAAGCAAGGGUCAAGCUCGGGCAAUACAAUCACGAAGCAAAGCUUGGGAUGAGAUUAACAACCAAAUACCCACAAACAAGAGUGAACCUCAAAGAGAGGUAGAUAACAGAGAAGAUGAAGUAUCCGAAUUCGACGAAGAGAUGGAUGAUGCCCAGUCUGGCGAGGUCCAGAAUGGUGCUACGUCGGCAGACAAGGUUCCUCUACAAGAAGUAGAGGAUGAAGAUGAGAUCCUAUGACCUUUCUAUGACCUUUGGGAAUCAAUCCGGGUGGAACAUUCAUCAUUCUGGGCGUUAUUGGCGCAGGAGGGAAAAUUCAUCAUUCAUCAUUUGUCGGUUACAAGAUACAUAGUGAGGUACCUCGUCCAUUCUAAGACAGGACAAAAAGAACUUAACAAACAAUGCGAUAUAGAAGUUCCAUUGUUACCCAAGGUAAUCCGAGUGUUCAAAUAUGAAGGUACCUCUAACCUACCUG
Daldinia caldariorum is the source of this 853-nucleotide messenger RNA. Its product is annotated as Alb1-domain-containing protein. The record is from RefSeq and is a predicted model, not a curated record. The coding region runs from base 94 to 618 and encodes 174 amino acids. Gene Ontology annotation, cellular component: nucleolus; preribosome, large subunit precursor. Lineage: Eukaryota; Fungi; Ascomycota; Sordariomycetes; Xylariales; Hypoxylaceae. Gene Ontology annotation, biological process: ribosomal large subunit export from nucleus. The transcript is spliced from 2 exons.